Molecule: messenger RNA, 6108 nt
Organism: Leptopilina boulardi
Lineage: Eukaryota; Metazoa; Arthropoda; Insecta; Hymenoptera; Figitidae
Product: protein artichoke-like
Exons: 7
Coding region: 527-4828 (1433 amino acids)
Molecular function (GO): protein binding
Source: RefSeq, a predicted model, not a curated record
GCUAGAGUGCCAGUCUAGCGUGGGCGCACGAAGCGGUACCACGUGCUACGACCUUUCUCCCCGUCGUCAUAUCUUCCGCGCCACCACGUUUACGUGAGAAAUACUUCCAAUAUGAAAACAUUUAUUUUUUUUAUUUUUUUCUCAUUCAAAAAACACAUCAUUAAUAUCCACUAAAUAGUGCGCGAGUGAAAAAUACCAAAAGAGAAAUUUUUUUUAGCAAAUACUUAUAAACUUUAUGACAGUUUUAAAAUUAGUGUACUUCAAUACUUUGGUGUGAAACGUUUUCGUGAUGUGAUUUCAAACGUUAGAAGGAAGUUCGUAAAAUCGAUGGCCCAAAUUUAUUACAAAUAAGUGUUGAUGAGAAUGUAAACAACAAUGUCUUCCUGGAAUUGGGAAGAAGCACAAAAGAUACAUACAAAGAUUAUCUUAGGAUACUGGAAGGAUGAAUUUUAUAAUCUAAAAACCAAAAUCCCGUAAGCAAGAUGUCGAGAAAGAUGCUAAACUCACAAUCUGAAAUUGCGCGAUAAUGUGGAAGUCGUUACCACGAACUAAACGAAAGUGGCGGGAUCCACCGUCAGGUAGAGGAUGGGAACGAAACCGCCAUCAUCGGACAAGUGCUUUUAUACUCUACUUGGCAUUUCUGGCUGUCUGUAUAACGAUUCAGGAAACGCAGAGUGCUGAAUGCCCUCCUUCCGAUUCACUGGCAGGGUGUCCUUGCUACAAUUUUCAGGAUGGACUGUUUCUCGAGUGUGCUGGUUCGACAGAGGAAUCUUUGAGAACUGCAUUAUCAGGAGUACUUCAUACUGGAAAACCGGAGGGUGCCUUAAUACAAUCAUUAAGUGUCUACGAGGUGGAUCGAAAGAUGCAAGAGUUGAGAGCAGCCGCUUUUCCAACUGGUUCACAAAUUCGACAUUUGCAAAUUUCGCAAUCGAACAUACGCGAAAUAACUCAAGACGCGUUUAAAAGAUUAGAAUUCAGUUUGGAAUCCCUAGCCAUAGUUUCCAGUAAACUUCCAAACGUUCCACAGCAAGCACUCGCUCCACUUGUUCGAUUGGCUGCUCUAGAUCUUGAAGCGAAUCUCAUUCACGAUCUAACCAGCUAUAUAUUUUAUGGACUAUCUCUUGUCAAACUUAAUCUAAAGGGAAAUCAAAUCACAAAAAUUUCCGAAUACGCAUUCGCAGGACUCGAGGACACUCUCAAGGAUCUCGAACUAACGGAGAAUAAAAUAAAAAUCUUUCCAAUGACAGCAUUAAGACGCCUGGAACAUUUAACAUCAUUGAGACUUGCAUGGAAUGAGAUAUCGAAAUUGCCCGAGGAUGGUUACUCGCGAUUGGAUAGGCUCAAUUUCUUAGACUUAAGUAGUAACAAUUUCCAAAUUAUUCCAUUAAACUGCUUUCGAUGUUGUCCCUCUCUCAAGACCCUCUCACUCUACUACAAUGCUGUCGAAUCUGUUGACAAGGAUGCAUUCAUAUCAUUGAAGGAUCUCGAAUCAAUAGAUCUUAGCCACAACAAAGUAGUAUUUCUAGAUAUAGCAACAUUUCGUGCCAAUCAAAAGUUAAGAUCCAUUGAUCUUAGCCACAAUCACAUUCACUAUAUACGUGGCGUUUUCUCGAGAUUGCCUGAACUCAAGGAACUCUUUCUAGCUGAAAACAAUAUCCUCGAAAUACCGGCUGAAACCUUCUCUGGCAGUUCCAGUCUCACUGUAAUAUAUCUUCAACAAAAUGCCAUCAGACGAAUCGAUGCCAAGGGUCUUGUGACGCUCGAUCAUUUGGCACAAUUGCAUCUUAGUGGGAAUUACAUAGAAAAAGUACCACGUGACUUUCUUCAACAUUGCGAAAAUUUGUCCACUCUCUCUCUAGAUGGUAACAACAUCAGAGAAUUGGAAGUUGGUACUUUUGCCAAAGCCAAUCAUCUGAAAGAAUUGCGACUUCAGGACAAUCAGAUAACAGAGGUGAAAAGGGACGUUUUUGCCCCGCUACCCCGUCUUCUUGAAUUACAUCUUCAAAAUAAUGCAAUCACAGACAUGGAAACUGGUGCUCUAAGAUCCCUACACAGUUUGCAACAUGUGAAUCUUCAAGGAAAUCUUUUGGCAGUAUUAGGCGACGUCUUUCAAAUUUCCAACGAAGUCGGACAAAAUGGCAAUGGUGGAGGCAGUUCUCUGGUUUCGAUUCAGCUAGAUAAUAAUGGUCUUGGUGUACUGCACAACGAUUCGCUGAGGGGUCAAGCAUCGGUGCGUAUAAUGUGGUUGGGACAUAACAGACUAACUCGUCUUCAAGCGCCUUUGUUUCGUGAUCUCCUUUUAGUGGAGAGACUCUACCUCACCAACAAUUCAAUAUCUCGCAUUGAGGACAACGCCUUCUUACCCAUGCAAGCCCUCAAAUUCCUAGAUCUCAGUAUGAACAGAUUGAAUCACGUAACUGUAAAGACAUUCUCCGAGCUUCAUGAACUUGAGGAACUCUACUUGGGUGACAAUGGACUUCGUCGAAUGGAUGCAUAUGCCUUGACAGCACUGAAACGAUUGCGAGUUCUCGAUCUGUCCAACAAUCAUCUCAAUGUUCUGCACGACAGCAUCUUUCAAGAAGGUCUGCCAAUUAGAACACUUAGUUUGAAAAAUUCAUCAGUCAGCAUUAUCGAAAGAGGCACAUUUCGAGGCUUGAAUAAUCUUUACGAACUAAAUUUGGAACACAAUCAUCUCACUGCCUCGGCGCUUGAUCGCCUCGAUAUACCGGGUUUACGAAUCCUCAGAAUAUCACACAAUAAUUUCAGUCUAAUUGACUGCGAUUCCCUCGACGGUCUACCAUCUCUACAACAUUUAGCCAUGGACUCUUGUCAACUUCACCGAAUACCACCAGAAUUGUUUUCAAAAAACAAAAAUUUAGGCAAAUUACUGUUGAGCAACAAUCUUCUACAAUCACUGCCAGCAUUUUUAUUUCUAGGUCUCGAUUCACUCAAGGAAGUGAAAUUGGAUGGAAAUCGAUUUCAGGAUAUCCCUUACGAAGUUUUUAUAAAUGCUUCAAAAAUCGAAUUUCUCUCAUUAGCCUACAAUAUUUUACUUCACGUGGACAUGUCUCGACUUCAGGGCUUAAUGAAUCUUCGUGAACUGGAUCUUCGAGAUAAUUAUAUAAUGUCACUAUCUGGCUUUGCAUCGGUACAUCUCUCAAAGCUCUUAUCAGUUGACUUGAGCCACAAUCAUUUGACAGCGUUGCCGGCAAAUUUUUUCGUCCAUUCAAAUCUUUUGCGUAAAGUCGAAUUAGCUGCAAACAAAUUUCGUCAGAUACCAGCAACGGCUUUAUCUGCCCAGAACAUACCAAGUUUAGGAUGGCUGAAUGUAACCGCAAAUCCUUUAGCAAGAAUUCACGAAAUCAGUUCAGAAGCGAGGUACCCUGCUUUACAGGAGGUUCACAUUUGUGGCACUAAUUUAACUAUAGUAACUAGUCAAGACUUUGAAGCUUUUCCCGCUCUAAUGCAUCUCUUUAUGGGCAACAACAUGAUUUCGAGGGUCUCACCGAGUGCCUUUCGUAGCUUGCCAAAUUUGUUAACUCUAGACCUAAGUGUCAAUGAGUUGGAAUCGUUACCACAAGAGAGAUUAAAGGGACUGGAGCACUUGAGACUGCUAAAUUUAACGCACAAUCGCUUAAAGGAAUUGGAGGAAUUCCCACAGGAUCUAAAAGCCCUCCAGGUUUUAGACUUAUCCCAUAAUCAAAUCAACGAGGUAAGAAAAGUGACGUUUCAACAUUUAGAGAACUUGGCUGAACUUCAUCUAUAUGGAAAUUUAAUUUCAAAAAUAUCGUCCGAUGCAUUUCGACUUUUAAAGAAACUUAGAAUUCUUGAUCUUAGCAAAAAUUAUUUGGAAAAUUUGCCACUUAAUGCUUUUCGACCGUUGGAAACACAAAUACGAAGUCUUAGAGCUGAAGAAAAUCCCCUUCACUGUAGUUGUGAAUCUCAAGAGCUUUGGGAGUGGCUGCGAGACCAUAAAAAACUAGUUGGCGGUGGCGUUGGACGUAAUAGGGGCAGCGGCGUUGGUGUGAACGACGUGGAAAGUGGACUUUUGAGGUGUGAACAACCACCAGAAUUGAGAGGUCUCGUUUUCCUAGACCUUGAUCCCCACACCUUCUGUUCUGCCCCCUUGGUCCUUAAACUUGCCAUUCAGGACAUACAACCAUUCUCAGUACUUGUAUCAUGGCAAAGCAGAAAUCACUCUGGUCUCCAUGGGUACCAAGUUGCUUAUCAUGCUCUGGACAACGUUGAGGAGGUGAGAGGCAAGAUGCUCGAUCCCAGUGCGCGUUCAGUAAAACUUUCGAAACUCUCGUCAAAUACGAGGUACUUAAUUUGUGUUCUGGGUCUUGGCAAUUGGUUGCCGGGUGGAAACGAGAAAAAUAAUGUAAUUGGGCAAUUUAAUGAAAGUAGAGAAGACAUUUUCGAGACAACAUCUAUUCCUGAAAUGGUUGAUUCCCUAACGAGUCGAUGCAGCGAAGUGACAACAUUAGAAGCACCUGAUGCUGUUGCCAGUAGUGACGAGUCGUCUCUGAGCGAUACCGAGGGUGUUAAGAGCAUAUUAACGAGGCGAUUGGGUCUCAUCAUUGGCUGUUGUAUGGGUUUUGUGUUUCUUGUGCUUCUUGUGUCUGUGCUCGGUUAUCUUAAGAUAAAAAAGCAACGCGAAACUGUGAAAAGGGAAAUGCAACCUAUACCACCAGAGUAUAUUUCCUAUCGACACUUCAGCAUUCAGAGUGGUGAAGCUGGGCACACUGCCAGGGUAACGGCCACAAAUCAAGAUGGUCAACAUUCCACCUUCAUGAACAAUGUUGGUAACUCGACAUUGAACGUCUAGAAUUGUUCUUUAUGUUUUUUCUUAUGAGUGUUCAUAUAGUGCUCCGCCCAAAAAGACAUUGUGACAAAAAGAAAAACUAUUUGACACACUAUUAACUCAGUUUAUUAGGAAGAAAUUUCACUGCCAGAUGGUCGACCAAUUGCCAACUUGCAGCUUGUACAUGGUAGAUUCCAUUUCAAGUUUACAACUUUAAUAAAAAUUAAAAUGGUUCAAACGUUUUUUUCUCUCGUUAUACCGAACUUCGUCAAUCAUAUUUGAUAUUUUAUAAAAACUUUAACGAUAUUAUAAAUCAUGAGAUAAAAAAAAUUUACACUGUUUCACGUCAACAGCGAAAAAAAUUAUAUUCCAAAAUUUAAGAAUAUACCUAUAAUCCACACAUUUUAUUUUUACUUGGAAUAAUUAUAAUAUGCUUAAAGUAAGAAGCAAUUAUUCAAUUUCUUAAGAAUAUUAUAUUACAAAGUGAGAAUAAAAUUGAUAUUCUUAAAUUUGGAAUAUCCUUUUUUCUCUUUGUUGAAAUCCAAUUGAUUUUAAGAGGUUCUCGCAAUCGAAAAUACAAAUUAUUAUAAUAGAAAAUACUUUUUCUUCAAAAUUUGAAAAAAAAAAAUUUCCUGUAUCUACAUUAAAUAUAUUAAUCUAAUUCCUACCGAUUCAACACGAGAAAAAAAACGUUUCUUCUCUUUAAAUUUAAAAACAUUGAAUUAAAAUCGCAAAACAAAAACAAGAAUGAAAUGCGACUCUAAAUUUUUGUAAAUAGUAAGUGUGAAAAAAAUAAAGAGACGAGUGAAUUAGUUUAGUCUAGGUUGAAAAUUGACAAUUUUAUAAUCGAUUUUCUACGAGUCUUGUUUAUUUACAAUAAACAACAGUGAUCAACAUGAAUUUAAAAAAAAAUCCGAAAAAUUUUACUAUAAUGUAAAAUCUCUUUUUCAACUAUGUUUAUAUAAAAAUGUAAAUCAUUUGUUAAUUUCUCCUUAAUAAUUAUUAUUUUCAAAUUCUCAUGUAUAUAUAUAUGUAAGUUAAAUUAAAAAUGUUUAGCAUAAAACGAUAUAAAAAUGUUUGAAAAAUAAAAUUCCUUCAAUUUAUUUAAAAAGCAUGUCCACAUUUUUGUGAAGAAUUUUAUCAUUUUGGACAUUGUAAGUAAUUUCAAAGCAAAAACGAAUAAUAUAUCUAUAUAUGUUAAAUCCGAAUAUGAGUUUUUGGUCUUUGCUCAAUUUAUGUACAUAUUAAUUUUCCUCGUGAAUGUACAGAUUGUCUAUUUAAUAUAAUGAGACAAAUAUAGUUUA